Oenanthe melanoleuca is the source of this 2062-nucleotide messenger RNA. Its product is annotated as carbonic anhydrase 9-like. Lineage: Eukaryota; Metazoa; Chordata; Aves; Passeriformes; Muscicapidae. The coding region runs from base 714 to 1841 and encodes 375 amino acids. Gene Ontology annotation, molecular function: zinc ion binding; carbonate dehydratase activity. The record is from RefSeq and is a predicted model, not a curated record. The transcript has 12 exons. Gene Ontology annotation, cellular component: plasma membrane.
AGCUGACAUCACCAUGACUCCCUGGUCUCUUCUAAUGUGCUCCAUUACUGAGAAUAGGGGACGGCCGCUAUCGAAGGGUUCUUCACCCAACUCUGAGGAGAGAGGACAUCCAUGAUGGAGGGGUCCCUGACCAACCACUGAGGAGAGGGGACAGUCAUGGCCGAGGGUCCCCGAGUUUGUCCCUGACUUCGUUGCUGAGGAGAGCAGACACCCAAUGCUGAGGAGAGUGGAAACCCGUGACUGACUGAUCCCGAACUCAUCACUGAGGAGAGGGGAUACGCACUGCUGAGUGAUCCCUUCACUCAUUACUGAGGAGGGACCCCACUGCCUGAGGGAUCUUUCACCCACUGCCGGGGAGAGGCACCCCCAUGCUUGAGUGGUUUUACACCAUCACAGAGGAGAGGGGAUACCCAUAGCCGAGGGAACGGAGGAGCCGACAGGGCUCCCCCGCCCCCGGCUCCACCGUGUGUCCCGGAGGGGGCCUGGGGUGGGAUAGGGGCACCCCCAGGCGAGCCUCGGGUUCGAGUCCCGCGUCGGGCGGCUCACCUGGCUGGACGGUGCUGCCGCAGACUUUGGCUCCAGACCCUAUAAAAGGUAACGGAGGCGUGAGUCAGAGCCGCCGCCUCCUCCCCGCCCGCUCUCACUUACGUGCGGCCGGGCGGGCGGGCGAGCAGGCACGGAGCCGCCGUCCCGCACCCGCGCACUUGCCGGAGAUGAACCGCGCAGCGCUGCAGGUCUCGCUCCUACUCCUGCUCCUGCCCGCCCUGGGCCGUGCCGGCUCCGACAGCGAGAGCGACCAGGAACACGGCGGCGAGGAGCACCCGCAUUCCCCGGGGAAAGGCCACAGCCACUGGAGCUAUGAAGACCUCAAGCACUGGAGCACAGACUACUCAGACUGCGGGGGCACCAAGCAGUCUCCCAUCAAUGUUGACACAACUCGGGCCGUCUUCAGCCCCGACCUGCGGCCGAUUCAGCUCUCUGGCUACAGCCUGCCCGCCAACAUGCAGCUCAAGCUGAAGAACAAUGGCCACACAGUUGUCCUUGAUCUGCCCGAGACCCUGGCCCUCACUGGUGGCUAUGCCCAGCAGUACCGAGCUGCACAGCUGCACCUGCACUGGGGCUCCGCGGCGGGGCCCGGCUCGGAGCACACCGUCAACGGCCGGCGCUUUGCUGCCGAGAUCCACGUGGUCCACUACAAUACCAAGUAUGACAGCUUUUCAGAGGCAAUGGUUCACCCAGAUGGCCUGGCUGUACUGGCAGCCUUUCUGGAGGUUGGGCAUGGGGAGAACCAAUACUACCAUGAAAUACUUGAGCAUCUGCUUGAAAUCCAAGAAGUAGGACAAGAAACCUUUGUGCCUGGAUUCAACAUUGCAGGUCUGCUGCCUGCCAACCUGAAAUCCUAUUUCCACUAUAAUGGCUCUCUGACCACCCCUCCGUGCUACCAGACAGUCAAAUGGACAAUCUUCAAUCAGACCAUGCUGCUCUCUCAUCACCAGAUGUCAAUGCUGGUUUCAACCCUGAGAAGCCCUGAUGACAAGCUUUUGCAGAACAACUACCGGCCAGUGCAGAGCCUGCAUGGGCGAGGGGUGCUGGCGAGUUUCCAGACUGCCCCUUCAGUGAAGCACUUUCCUGGUAGUGAUGAUUCAGCAACAACAGAGGGACACUCCAGCUCAUUUCAUGCGGGAGAUGUGCUGGCCGUGCUCUUCGGGGUGCUCUUUGCCAUCACAGCACUGGCCUUCCUGCUGUACAUCUAUAAGCACCGCAGCCAGAAUGCACGGCUGGACUCGCCAACCAAAUCCAAGGUCAUCUACACGGCAGCCAGCACUGAGAACACCGCGUAAACUCCACGCCUCUGUGGCAGCCCCAGCCCCACUGGCUCAGCCUGCCACCCCACCUCCCCUCACUCCCACUGGAGGUCAAGGAAGACCAGUGCUCCAGCACACCUCAGCUGCACGGGCUGCCCACACAGACUGUUUGUCUGGGGGGCAGCAUGUGGCCCUAAUAGAUAUUUUUGUUAUAAAAAUGUGUAAAAACUAUUAAAAAAAAAAGUUAAAUCCUCCCA